AUGCCUCCACCGCCAAGAACUGCACUCCUGGCUGCAUCAAGUCGGUGUCUUAAAUGUUAUGAAAUCGGCUUGAAGUAUGCAUCCCGAAAUUUCUCUGCCCUCAAUCGCCCACUGCCAAACUACCCGGGACAUGUUCCUCUGAACCGAAUUGAGCGCGGUGUGCUCGCGAUAGGCUCUGCAUUUGGCUCUUUAAUCAAUCCGUACAGACAUGACCUCAUCGCAGCGUUAGGCGAAGCCACCGCAACACCUUACUUCAUAUAUCGUCUCCGCGAUGCAAUGCUCUCCAACCCCACCGGUCGUCGCAUCCUCCGAGACCGUCCUCGUAUCACAUCCGAAACCCUCAAACUGCCCUACCUCCGCAGCUUACCUGAGAACUCGGUUGGCUGGACAUACGCCAAAUGGCUAGAUAAAGAAGGCGUGACCCCCGACAGCCGCGACAGCGUACAAUACAUCGACGACGAAGAAUGCGCCUACGUCAUGCAACGAUAUCGCGAAUGCCAUGAUUUCUACCACGCUGUCACCGGGUUACCGACCAUGGUCGAAGGCGAAUUAGCACUCAAAGCAUUCGAGUUUCUGAAUACGGUGCUACCCAUGACAGGACUGAGUCUUGCGGCUGUUGUGAGAUUGAAACCUGCGGAACGAGAGCGGUUUUUUAAGCUUCAUCUUCCAUGGGCGGUGCGAAGUGGGUUGUCGAGUGAGGAGUUGAUCAAUGUUUAUUGGGAAGAGCAGCUGGAGCGCAAUGUGGAUGACUUGAGGACUGAGUUGGGGAUUGAGACACCGCCGGAUUUGAGGGAAAUUAGGCGUAUGAUGCGGCAGCAGGAGAAGAGGGCAAAGGAGCAGCAGGCUCAAGGUUCUAGUUCGUAA
Molecule: messenger RNA, 864 nt
Organism: Talaromyces marneffei
Lineage: Eukaryota; Fungi; Ascomycota; Eurotiomycetes; Eurotiales; Trichocomaceae
Exons: 2
Coding region: 1-864 (287 amino acids)
Biological process (GO): ubiquinone biosynthetic process
Cellular component (GO): mitochondrion; mitochondrial inner membrane
Source: RefSeq, a predicted model, not a curated record